AUGGCGCCGUCCAUUCGACGAGUCGCCGUUGCCGGAAUUAAUGGAACGCUCGGUCCCGCAGUGGUUCGGCAUCUGAUCGACGGCGGCUUUGAGCUCACAAUUCUAACCCGAGACCGUACCAAGACUCUCGACAGCUGGGCAUACAAAGCCGAGCCGAGCGUCGUCGAGGUCGACUAUUCGUCGGUUGAGAAACUCGCGAGCGCUUUCCAAGGCCACGACGCCGUCGUCAGUCUGAUCUCUCGGCUGGACGCUGACAGCUCCAACGCCAUUGCGGAUGCUGCCGCCAAUGCUGGCGUGUAUCGCCUUGUGCCGUCCUGCUUUGGUGUCAACCACCGCCUUCUGGAUAUUCAGGAGUUCCCAGUGCUCGCGCCGAAGGUCAUCGUGGAACAGCACGUCGAGAAACUCGCCGCGGAGGGCAAAAUCACCUUCACGGGGAUCCAGACCGGAAUCCUCUUCGAUUGGGCUCUGAAGAAAGGCAUUUCCGUCAAUGCCGCGGGGACGACAACGGUCUUCAACGGUGGCGACUUCCCGCUUUCUGCAACGCUGCUCGAUGAUGCCGGCAAGGCUGUCGCAGCGGUUCUCAAGAAUCCUGCUGAGUCGGAGAACAAAUAUUUCUUCAUCCAAAGUGCGAGCAUCACCCAGAACAAGUUGCUCCACAUAUUCAAGGAAGUAAGGCCAGACCUGGAACUUAAGCGCACAGAGGUCGAUACCAAAGCAUUGUAUGACAAGUCGAUGGAGGCGUACAAACAAGGCGCGCGGAGCCCAGACGCCUUGAGAGGCAUGCUCGUUCACGCUUCCUCCGGACCGGGGAUGGGACAGUUCAAGAAUACCGACAAUGCAGCAGUGGGAAUCGUGGAGCUGACGGAGGAGCAGCUGAGAGAGGUGGCGAGGGAAGCUAUCGAUGAGGUGACAAAAAAGCAGGAUUUCAAGCCUCUCCCAGUUUGA
Cyphellophora europaea CBS 101466 is the source of this 945-nucleotide messenger RNA. RefSeq lists its product as uncharacterized. The record is from RefSeq and is a predicted model, not a curated record. NCBI's taxonomy places the organism in Eukaryota, Fungi, Ascomycota, Eurotiomycetes, Chaetothyriales, Cyphellophoraceae. Bases 1 to 945 code for a protein of 314 amino acids. The transcript has a single exon.